Messenger RNA from Ostrinia furnacalis (Asian corn borer), 2282 nucleotides. Its product is annotated as lipase 3. Gene Ontology annotation, biological process: lipid metabolic process. Lineage: Eukaryota; Metazoa; Arthropoda; Insecta; Lepidoptera; Crambidae. Bases 22 to 1416 code for a protein of 464 amino acids. The transcript has a single exon. The record is from RefSeq and is a predicted model, not a curated record.
UGCGCCUCGGGACCAGACAAGAUGUUUAAACUACUAACGAGCAUCGUUGGUGUGCUGCUAAUGGUGUCCCGACACGGCAUCACCUCAGCCGACCCAAGCUUGGAAGAAUACAUCACUAGGCAGAAGAAUAAAGCAAACGACUAUUUUGAAAGUCAAAUUAACUACAUUAAGCAAAUAAUGGAUUCCACCUACAAGGAAAUUAACGGCAAUACCUGGAUAAAGGCUGUAGAGGACUACAUCGACAAUUUUAAGGAUAGAACUUCAUUCAUGCAUUCAGAUGACCCAGGCGCAAGACUUAAAGACCCUGAACUAAUUUUAUCUGUACCAGCGAUGGUGACCAGCAACGGGUACGACUGUGAAACGCAUUCAGUGGUGUCUGAAGGCUACAUUUUGACUGUGCACAGGAUCCCGAGAGCUAAGGCAGGUGGGUCUACACCUAAUAAGGCAGUCAUCCUCCAACACGGGCUGUUCGACAGUUCCGCGAACUUCAUCGCCAGUGGACCAGAGAAAUCCCUCGGGUACGUCUUGGCAGAUGCCGGGUACGACGUGUGGAUGGCCAACGUGAGAGGCAACAGGUACUGCCGGGAACACUCCCGGUACAAAACUAACACGAAAGAAUUCUGGAACUUUUCGUUCCACGAAAUUGGACUUUACGAUAUGCCAGCUAUAAUUGAUUACAUACAUAAAGUUAAGGGGGACGACGCUAAGGUUGGGUACAUAGGGCAUUCUAUGGGGACGACGAUAAUGUACACGAUGUUGUCGCUUCGGCCGGAGUACAAUGAGAAGUUGAGCGUGGGCGUGGCCUUGGCGCCGGCGGUGUUUAUGGCGAACAUGGAGUCUCCGGUGAGGGUGCUGCAUGCGGGCGCGAGCCGGGCUGCGCACGCGGCGCUCCUGCUGCGCUCAUACGAAGUAGGACAAGCAGACUACUUGGAUAGACUCGGCAAGAUAUGUCAAACGGAGUUGGCCAGCGACUACUGCAAGCGUUUAGCGUUUUAUAUCAUCGGCAAAGACGAGGAACAGUGGAACAAGUUCCGCAUGCUCCAAUUCUUGGCGAACGGCGGCGGCGCUUCCUGGAAGUGUAUACUGCAUUACGCCCAAACGCAUCUCUCUGGAAAAUUCCAGCAGUUCGACUACGAAUCCCCGGCACGAAACCGAGCCGUGUACAACUCUGAUACACCGCCCGAGUACGACUUGAAGAAAGUGACGUUAAAUACGACAUUGUUUUGGGCUGAAAAUGACUUGAUGUGCAGUGAAAAAGAUGUGCAAAAACUCCACGACACUCUUCCGGAGACCACCACGAUGUACAUGGUCCCUUUCUCGAAAUUCAACCAUGCAGAUUACCUAUGGGCAGUAGACGCGCCAAAAUUGGUGAAUGAUAAAAUUUUAGAAGUAUUAGAAGAAGGUAUGAAAAUGUAAUAACUAUAACUUUUUCCUUUAUAGGUAGUAUUUUAGAUAAACAGCAUUUUCGUUUGUAUUAUUUUAUUUUGUUACAAUCAUCUAGUGAAAUACAUACCUCUAGAGUUAUAAAAAAUAAAAUUUAAAAAUUAAGCCCCCUAAUCCAAGAGGAGGGGGGUGGGUCCAUUUAAGUAUGGGGCAUUUUAGUCGAUAAAAUUGUCAUCACAACAUCGCCUUAAAUUAUCCCUAGCACUAUCCCAAACACUGUACAUUUUCGAAGAUCCCUAUCAUCUCCUUUCUCUCCCUCCAGCCUCUUUAUUCUAACCGAAAGGGAUCCAAAAGCGAAUGGGAUUGGAUGGAAAUAAAUAGAAAAAAAAAAGACCAGUGUUAUUCGUACAUGAUUGUAUGAGCUGGCCAAGUGAAAUACCUAUCAUUAGUGAAGGCCAUUCAAUUAUACCUAUCUAGAGAGUUAUUUCUUCACUUUACGACGUCCUUUUUUAUAAUGCAAAGUUAGUAGCAACAAAAAGGCAGUUCGAUUUGGACUGUGUCCAUUUAUUAUUUUUAUAAAUUCAUUUAUAAACAACGGCUGUUAUCUGCUGACAACUGUCCAUUGGGAGCCAGUGUUCCGGAAUGGUCGCUAUUGUUCAUUCGUUAAUGAACGCCAAUGAUAUCAACGUCAGAGCCAGAGCGACGCCUCUUUACCUACGAGCAAAAUUAAUAAAGUUUUGGAUAGAUCAUUCACAUUUAGGCGACUUUAGCAACGCGACUGUCGCGCCUUAUUCGCUGCUACCGCGCAGCUGUCGCGCUUCUGACGCCCUAUGUGAAAGCAGUCUUAUUUUGAGGACUACAGGUAUAAAGGUGCAAGUUCGAAGCUGACUGCACGCAGG